This is a messenger RNA of Xyrichtys novacula (pearly razorfish), 867 nucleotides long. NCBI's taxonomy places the organism in Eukaryota, Metazoa, Chordata, Actinopteri, Labriformes, Labridae. The record is from the annotation of a GenBank genome assembly.
ACAGGUGCAGAGGACAACCGCAGGCAGUGAGCUCUAGGGCAGUGAUUGUCACGAUUUUCAGGUAAAAAAUAAUGUCAAUAAUAUUUAGACUGCUGGCCAUGUUAUCCUGUCCUGUGUGAUUUUAAAAUUUCACAUAGUGGAGAUUCAGCACAACCUUUGUGCUACCUAAGCAGUUUAGCUUCCUCAUGUAAGCUAAGAUUUUCUAUUCUUGCUGCAUUAAGUGGAUAGCAAAAUACUGGUCUUAACAUUAUGACACCAAUGAUGGCACAAUCACAUAUGGUUAGUUAAAGCUGUGGUUACUUAAAGCUGUGUCUGUUGUAUUUGUUUUGUUGUUUUUGAACAUACUUUUUUUCUGUUUUCUCCCUUUUUUAAUAUUUAAUAUUUCAUCACGCUCUUCCAGACAUAAACUGAAAUGCCAUCGCUGAUGGAGGACAUAAGAGAAGCUGUGUUGGUGGUAUUACCCAGCCUACCAGAGGAUAAAGUCAAAUCGCUCCUGAACAAGUUGGCAAGCAUUGGUGUAGAGUCCAAACCCGACCUGCAAUUCUUCUCAGUGCCUGGCAAACACAAGGUAUGUGUUAGAUAAUGUUUCUAAAGCAAAUAUUGGUUUUGCAGUUUUGCAUCUUUGAAAAAAUGAUGAGCUUGUCUCCACAACUUGAUGGAUCCUACUGUCUCUUGUAAACAACGUAUUUCAUUAGGUGUCCCUUUUCUCUGAUUUUGUGACUUCAGAUGCUUCAUUGGGAUCAACCCAACCUCUGGCACCAAGACAAUCAAGUGGAUCUAUCCAAGAAGCAGGAAGCUAAAUGGGAAGAGGAACAAUGGGGUCAUCCCUCAUGUUUCUGCACUUCUCAAAAGAUUAAUGGACUUUGA